AUGAUCGAAAGAAAUACAAUCAGUUGUAAGAUUCGUCCAGAAAUUAGAGGAACUUCCAAAAACCAAAUAUUUAUUAGAAAAAAGUAUCCAAAGAAACUUUAUCAAUCGAUUCUCACAGGAAUUCCUUUUAUAGCGAUGGCAUUGGUAGGGGCUAUAUCAAUUAGAUUACAUUAUAAACAUAAAGCAAGAAUUGACAAGACAAUAGGAGAUGCAAAUGCAAAAUAUAGUUAUCGUGGUAUUUCUUUUGAAUACCUUAUAAAUCCAGUUAAAGGAAGUGGUGGUUUCUAUGAAUCAAUUCAACAACAUCAACAACAACAAAAUCAACAACAACAACAACAACAUGUAAUAGAAAUGGAACAACAAGAUUACUAUCCACAAAAUGAUGGAAUUCUCUUAUCAAAUAUUAAACCAUCAGGUUAUCAACCAUUGGUUUAA
Heterostelium album PN500 is the source of this 435-nucleotide messenger RNA. RefSeq lists its product as uncharacterized. NCBI's taxonomy places the organism in Eukaryota, Evosea, Eumycetozoa, Acytosteliales, Acytosteliaceae. The transcript has 3 exons. The coding region runs from base 1 to 435 and encodes 144 amino acids. The record is from RefSeq and is a predicted model, not a curated record.